AGUUCCGCCUCUCCUUUUUCGAGGCGGUGGUGGGGAAGGGGGACGUACGAAAUAUUGCCCUCGAAAGCCAAGGAUCACACCUCUCCGUGCAAACUGCCGGGAGGGCGGCGGGAAAAGGGCAAGACGGGAGUGGGGAAAGGGAAGGAUCCAGGAAGCCGCGCGGGAGGGCGCGCGCGCGCGCGCCCCUUUUUCAGCAGUGUGGCGGGGUCGCACGCACGCCCGCCUCGGCGGCUGGGCGCGGUUUGCGACAGUGGGGGGAGUGGUGGAGGUGGCGGCGGCAGUGGCAACUUUGCGGCAAGCUCCGGACGGGCUUGCUUGACGGCGGUGUGGCGGAGGCCCCGCCCUAGGCGGCAGGAACCUGGAGGGAGGCGGAGGAAUAUGUCCGAGAGGGAAGUGUCUACAGCGCCGGCGGGAACAGACAUGCCUGCGGCCAAGAAGCAGAAGCUGAGCAGCGACGAGAACAGCAACCCGGACCUCUCUGGAGACGAGAAUGAUGAUGCUGUCAGUAUAGAAAGUGGUACAAACACUGAACGCCCUGAUACACCUACAAAUACGCCAAACGCGCCUGGAAGGAAAAGUUGGGGGAAGGGAAAAUGGAAGUCAAAGAAAUGCAAAUAUUCUUUCAAAUGUGUAAAUAGUCUCAAGGAAGAUCAUAAUCAACCAUUGUUUGGAGUUCAGUUUAACUGGCACAGUAAAGAAGGAGAUCCAUUAGUGUUUGCAACUGUAGGAAGCAACAGAGUUACCUUAUAUGAAUGUCACUCACAAGGAGAAAUCCGGUUGUUGCAAUCUUAUGUGGAUGCUGAUGCUGAUGAGAACUUUUACACUUGUGCAUGGACAUAUGAUAGCAAUACAAGCCAUCCUCUGCUAGCUGUAGCUGGAUCUAGAGGCAUAAUUAGGAUAAUUAAUCCCAUAACAAUGCAAUGCAUAAAGCACUAUGUUGGCCAUGGAAAUGCUAUCAAUGAGCUGAAAUUCCAUCCAAGAGAUCCAAAUCUUCUCCUGUCAGUAAGUAAAGAUCAUGCUUUACGAUUAUGGAAUAUCCAAACGGACACUCUGGUGGCAAUAUUUGGAGGUGUAGAAGGGCACAGAGAUGAAGUUCUAAGUGCUGAUUAUGAUCUUUUGGGUGAAAAAAUAAUGUCCUGUGGUAUGGAUCACUCUCUUAAACUUUGGAGGAUCAAUUCAAAGAGAAUGAUGAAUGCAAUUAAGGAAUCUUAUGAUUAUAACCCAAAUAAAACUAACAGGCCAUUUAUUUCUCAGAAAAUUCAUUUUCCUGACUUUUCUACCAGAGACAUACAUAGAAAUUAUGUCGAUUGUGUGCGAUGGUUAGGUGAUUUGAUACUUUCCAAGAGUGGCCGUGCCAUUUUACAUUCCCACCAGCAAUGUAUGAAAGAUCCAGUGUCUUCGAAUCUUCGCCGGCAUUUGUCUUGUGAAAAUGCCAUUGUAUGCUGGAAACCUGGCAAAAUGGAAGAUGAUAUAGAUAAAAUUAAACCCAGUGAGUCUAAUGUGACUAUUCUUGGGCGAUUUGAUUACAGCCAGUGUGACAUUUGGUACAUGAGGUUUUCUAUGGAUUUCUGGCAAAAGAUGCUUGCAUUGGGCAAUCAGGUUGGCAAACUUUAUGUUUGGGAUUUAGAAGUAGAAGAUCCUCAUAAAGCCAAAUGCACAACACUGACUCAUCAUAAAUGUGGUGCUGCUAUUCGACAAACCAGUUUUAGCAGGGAUAGCAGCAUUCUUAUAGCUGUUUGUGAUGAUGCCAGUAUUUGGCGCUGGGACCGACUUCGAUAAAAUACUUUUUCUCAAUCAAAAUUAGAGUGUGUUUUCUGUGUACAGUAGAACUAACGUAUCUUGCUAGUAAGGGCACAUAGAGCAUUUAGAGUUGUCUUUCAGCGUUCAAUCAAGCUGAGCUGAAUGUAGUGAUGUUUACAUUGUUUACACUCUUUGUACUGUCUCCUGCUCAGACUCUACUGCUUUUAAUAAAAAUUUAUUUUUGUAAAGCUGUGUUGUAUUUUAGUUUAUUUUGUUUUGUUCAUUGUGAUGAAAAGAAAUGUUGAAAGUAAUAAAAUUACACCUUAUCUUUUUGCAGUGAUUAUUAUUGUUUUAUUUGUGUAACUGGAGAAAGCUAUAUAAUAUAGUGAUUAAGUAUAAGCUCUAGAACAAACUGAAUUUUAAUCUUGGCUCUGCCACUAACUGACCUUGGGUAAGUAAAAGAAUCAAGUGAUUUAAUACAUGUGAAGCAAUUAGAACAGUACUUGACUACACUAAACCCUUAUCUUUAUUGGAAAUUGUAUUUCCUAUGGUUUUAUAUUUCUUAAUGAUUUCUUCUAUAAUAAUUUUGUAAUAAGUAAAUUCUGUAAGAGUUGUGACAUGUAAUGUUGUAAUAACCUAUCUUUAUAGUUAAAAAAUAUUAUUGCCAUUCGAUUUACAACUUGGUCAUUAGUAAUCUUAGGGAAAUACUAUCAGUAGAGCAAGGGAGGAGAGGACAUAGAAGGUUAAAUGCAGCGGGUUGAAAAAUGAAAGAAAUGGGGAGUACGUUUGUAUAGUGAGUUAUUGUCCCCUUUUCUAGAAGGGUAUUGGUUAAGAGAAAUAAGUAAAUUGAGGAUAUCAUAGGGUUGAAAGUAGUUGGUGGGUUUUCCUGGUGGCACAGUGGUUAAGAAUCCACCUGCCAGUGCAGGGGACACAGGUUUGAGCCCUGGGCCGGGAAGAUCCCACAUGCUGUGGAGCAGCUAAGCCCGUGCACCACAACUACUGAGCCUGCAUUCUAGAGCCUCUGAGCCACAACUACCGAGGCUGCGUGUCACAACUACUGAAGCCCGUGCGCCUAGAGCCUGUGCUCCGUAACAAGAGAAGCCACCGCAAUGAGAAGCCCACGCACAACAACGAAGAGUAGCCCCUGCUCGCCACAACUAGAGGAAGCCCGCGCACAGCAACAAAGACCCAACGCAGCCAUCAAUCAAUCAAUCAAUAAAAAUUUAUUUUAAAAAAAAAGUAGUUGGUGAUUUUUGUCCCAAACAUAGGGUGCUUUGUACGCAGUGGCAAGAACAGAAUUAAAGGGACUUCCCUGGUGGCGCAGUGGUUAACCUGUUGUGAUUUGUAGAAAAUGACUAUCAUUUUGGAAUUGAACUGGUGGAUUUCUAAAGAGAUUCUUGGUGUUUUGUGGUUAUUUUCUGAUGCAGAGCAAGACUUCAGAUGAAUAAAAGCAGACUCAUUUCACCUUCCUUGCUUCAGUUACCCCAGGCUGAUGUGAAAUGUAAAACGUU
Molecule: messenger RNA, 3251 nt
Organism: Balaenoptera acutorostrata (minke whale)
Lineage: Eukaryota; Metazoa; Chordata; Mammalia; Artiodactyla; Balaenopteridae
Gene: EED
Product: embryonic ectoderm development
Exons: 13
Coding region: 379-1779 (466 amino acids)
Biological process (GO): negative regulation of transcription by RNA polymerase II
Cellular component (GO): ESC/E(Z) complex
Molecular function (GO): nucleosome binding; protein binding
Source: RefSeq, a predicted model, not a curated record